This is a messenger RNA of Dracunculus medinensis (Guinea worm), 444 nucleotides long. The record is from the annotation of a GenBank genome assembly. Lineage: Eukaryota; Metazoa; Nematoda; Chromadorea; Rhabditida; Dracunculidae.
AUGCGCAUCGGAGGACGUGAACACCUUGUCGAAAGACCUGAUCCUUUCACCAUAGAGUUACUUGUGGAUAAUGUUGCAGACGCUGAUUUUAUAUCCAAUUUUCGUAGUGUUUUCAAUGCCACUGGCUUUUGGAUCACUCCCUGUAGCAAUUUCUUUUAUGGCAAUAUACUCGAUUUAUCAAUUUUAUUCGAAAUCUUUCUUGGUUGUUGUGGUUUGGAACAUUGGCGUACAUUGUUACGUGAAAGUAAGGAAGUCGAUAAAUUAAGAAAUAUCGAGAAAAAACAUGCAAUACUAGAGGAAAGUGAACAAACAGAGAAUAAAUAUGUUGUUGAUAACUAUGAGGAAGAAGGUAUCCAGUUGGACAACUAUGAACAAACAGAAAAUAUUAUUGAUGAAAUAAAAAAUAUCGCCCGACAAGUACCAAUUUUUGGAUAUUAUAUUUGA